This is a messenger RNA of Fimicolochytrium jonesii, 1928 nucleotides long. RefSeq lists its product as uncharacterized. The transcript is spliced from 4 exons. NCBI's taxonomy places the organism in Eukaryota, Fungi, Chytridiomycota, Chytridiomycetes, Spizellomycetales, Powellomycetaceae. The coding region runs from base 111 to 1838 and encodes 575 amino acids. The record is from RefSeq and is a predicted model, not a curated record. Gene Ontology annotation, molecular function: 5'-3' DNA helicase activity.
CCCCCGUUUGCUCACAAUAAAAGGAGGCCACUCAAUCCAGCUCUUGACAGCUCUACAACGAGGAAGCGCCUACGUACACCACCAAGGGCCUCUUCCAUCUCUUCUCCGACAUGUAUCUCCCGGAAAGCCUGCCGCUCCGCAAUGACAAAGCCACCGCCACAUCCCGCUGGGUCGGCGUACCUCUCAGGUUCGCACAGCUCUCGUACGGCGCCCUCAACGCCUGGAUCUCCUACAAAGUCGGCGUCUACGAUCUCCCCGGGAUCGCCAAAGCCCCCGUCCUGGAUUUCACCAAAGCCAACAAACAGGUACUCGACAUCCUCACGGACCACAACAGCGCCAUUCUGGUCGUGGAGGACAUGGAGAGGAAGAAGUACGACAGCAAGUUCAGCACUGUUACCCGGCUCAAGAAUGGGCAGUACAGCGUCCUCAAUACCCAGUUUCGGAAUAAACUUAUGUUUGAUGACAAAGUCGUCAUGUACUUGGCGUGUGGCGAGGAGGUUACGGGGACUGUUGUGAAAGGGCCGCAUGGGAAGGCGAAGACGGUGAUGCCGCAUAAGCCUAUACAGCCUUCUGAAAAUGUCAAGAGGAUUACAGUGGUGGAGCAGGGAGCGCAUCGAGCAGCGGACGAGUGUCUCAAGGACCUCUUCCCCAAGCUCGUCCUUUUUGGAGACCUCAGCGUCUCGGACAUCCCGUUCUUCAGCAUGCUCUUCUUGGGCGAUACGAGCUUCAAACCGCACGUUGCGCCCAGCAUCAAAUCGAAAGAACAUCUUAAUUUUUACGCACUGGCUUGCCAAACCAACACGGCUACCCGUAAUGUGGCCGUCACGCUUAUGAAGCGCGGCGUGGAGGAUUUCAAGAUCAUUGUGUCGGACAACUUCUUCGUGAAGUGGCACGAGGACCAAUACAAAUCAAUCCAAGACCACGUCAUCGAAUCCUCCAUAGUCAAGAAAGACAUCCUCGACAAACUCAUCGGGCCCCACACAGUAGUCCUGUGCUCCCUCGCCCAACUCUCCAACGAAAAACUGAUCGAAGUACUCCAACAACGCAAACUGACCCAUAUCGUCAUCGACGAAGCGUCGCAGAUCUCCAUGGCCGAUCUCCCGCAUAUCCUUGCAACGUACAAGGCGUCAUUACAACGCCUCACAUUUGUUGGAGAUCCGAAGCAGCUGGCGCCGUUUGGGAGCGAGAACCAUCCGUCGGUGCAGAGCGUGUUUGAACGGUUACCCGCUGAUGUCAUGCUGGACGAACAGUACCGCAUGCCGCAUGAUCUCGGCUCGUUUAUUUCCGCGUACGUGUACGAUGGAGUGUUGACCUCACAUAAGCAACCGCGGAAUGAGUGCAGCGUUGCGUUGAUUGACGUCGCGAAUGGGAAGGAGCAGAUGCUGGGGACGGGGUUCAUGGUAAGCGCACCGGUAGCUCAGCCUGUUCGCACCAUCAUCUCCUCAGCUAACCUCGCUUCAUUUCCGCUAGAAUCCAAAAGAAGCCGAAACAGUCGUCAAACUCAUCCUCUCCCACUACCUCACCACCGACUUCCUUAUCAUAACCCCCUACGUCGCCCAAAAAGAACUCAUCGCAAACCGUUUCCGCGACCGCAUCACCCGCCUCCGCGCCGACCGCAAAACCGACGCAGAACCCACCCUCGCCGACGAGCGCGUGCAUACCGUCGACACUGUGCAGGGACAAGAAGCGGAUAUCAUCGUCUUCAGCGCGGUGCGCACGGCGCGGAUGGGGUUUGUUGUCAGUCAGCGACGGAUGAAUGUGGCGCUUACCCGUGCAAAGGACAGGCUGAUUGUUGUUGCGAAGGUUUCGUAUUUUCGGGAUGGUCAGGGGCAGCAUAGUCUGUUGGGAGCGUUUGUGAAGGAGGUGGGCGUUGCGGUGGAUUCGAAGAUGCUUGAUGAGGGGUAUAAGCUGGAUUUCGCGAGAGAGGA